Anopheles coustani is the source of this 2217-nucleotide messenger RNA. RefSeq names its product importin subunit alpha (gene Pen). The transcript has 3 exons. Gene Ontology annotation, biological process: NLS-bearing protein import into nucleus. Gene Ontology annotation, cellular component: nucleus; cytoplasm. The coding region runs from base 239 to 1807 and encodes 522 amino acids. Gene Ontology annotation, molecular function: nuclear import signal receptor activity; protein binding. NCBI's taxonomy places the organism in Eukaryota, Metazoa, Arthropoda, Insecta, Diptera, Culicidae. The record is from RefSeq and is a predicted model, not a curated record.
UCUCGAUCCGGCCGGUCGUACCGCGCGUUAAACUAGCCAGCGGUCUUCAAACCAACGUCCAUUGUGUCUUGUGCUAAUAUCGUGCCGCCAUUUUUUAAGUUCUUUUACGUCCUUUAUAUUUCCUUUUGUAUCGUGUUUUAUUCAUUGGUUGUGUAGCAACCUGUUCUUCAAUCAUUUGAGGUUAUCCUUCUGUAUUCGGAAGAAAGUGUUGUGUAAAAAAGAGAAGGUAAAUUACAAAAUGGAUACGGAGAACGCACCAAACAAUCGCCUGGCAUCGUACAAAAAUGCCUCGAAAACGACCACGGAACUUCGGCAACGCCGGCACGAGGUGACGGUCGAGCUGCGCAAAAAUAAGAAGGAAGAUCAAUUGUUCAAGCGUCGUAACAUCACCGACGACGAUGGUCCGACCUCACCGCUGCAGGAAAACAACGCCCAAAGCCCGGUGACGCUCAAGUUCGAGGAAAUCAUGCAGUACGUGAAGAGCGGCGUGCCAAACAAAGAGUUUGCGGCCGUACAAGCGGCCCGCAAGAUGCUUAGCCGCGAGAAGAAUCCUCCCAUCGACAAGAUCAUCGGUCUCGGUAUGGUGCCGAUCUGUGUCAAGUUCCUGGAGGCGGCCGAUCGGCCGGCACUGCAGUUCGAAGCGGCUUGGGCGCUGACGAACAUCGCGUCCGGUACGUCCGAUCAGACGAAGGCCGUCAUCGAAGCGAAUGCCAUUCCACGCUUUAUCGAUCUGCUCAGCUCGCCCUCGGUGACGGUGGCGGAGCAGGCGGUCUGGGCGCUCGGAAACAUUGCCGGCGAUGGGUCGAAGGCCCGCGAUAACGUACUCGAUUACAACAGCGUGGAAGCGAUCAUCAGUCUGGUGCGCAACCCGAACACACCGAUCUCGUUCCUGCGCAACAUCGUCUGGCUGAUGUCGAACCUGUGCCGGAACAAAAACCCUGCCCCGCCGUUCAACCGUGUCGAGCCGAUGAUUCCGUUGCUGUCGGUGCUGCUUGAUCAUGAAGACGCGCAGGUCCUUUCGGACGCCUGCUGGGCACUUUCGUACGUCACCGACGAUGACGCGGUGAAGCUGGACUCGGUCGUUGCGGCCGGCACGGUGCCGAAGCUGGUGCGGCUGCUCGGUACCAACAAUCCGGCCAUCAUCACGCCAGCCCUGCGCAGCGUCGGCAACAUCGUGACCGGCAAUGACACACAAACGGAUGCGGUCAUAGCGGCCGGUGCGCUACCCCUGCUGGCAAACUUGCUGCGCCACACCAAGAACACGAUCGUCAAGGAAGCUGCCUGGACGGUGAGCAACAUUACGGCCGGCAACCAGGGACAGAUCCAGCAGGUACUGAAUUCGGGCGUUUUCAACGUGCUCAUCGAUGUGCUGGCGCGGGGUGACUUCAAGUCACAAAAGGAAGCGGCCUGGGCCGUGACAAACACCACCACGGGCGGUUCGACCGAGCAGAUCAUUCAGCUGGUCGAAAAGUACCCGAUCAUGAAACCGUACUGUGAUCUGCUGGAGGCCAAGGACAGCCGUACGGUGCGCGUCGUGUUGACCGGGGUGACGAACAUCUUCCAAAUCGCGUCGAACAUUGGCGGAGUGGAGAACCUUUGCACGCUGUUCGAGGAGAUCGGUGCACUGGACAAACUGGAAGCGUUACAGAGCCACGAUAAUGAGGAAAUCUACCGGAAGGCGCUGGAGUUGAUCGAAACUUACUUCUGUGAUGGGGAGGAUGUUAAUCAGGAAUGUGCCCCGAAGGAAGCCAAUGGUGCGCUUGAGUUCAACCCAACCACCCCACAAAACGGAGGAUUCUCCUUCUAAGCACUGAAGACUGCAUCAUGAUCAUCAUUGUCCCUUUCUGUACUGUAGACGGUACACGAAUAUUCCAAAAUCUUACAAUGCAAACAAAAACCGAGGACUGUGUGGUAGGUGCCGGCGGGGGUCUGUUCUUUCGUCAGUUGUUUAGUAGAAAUCUGUGUAAAAGUAUGGUUUUGUUUUCGGAUUAUUUUUAAACGCCAAACGCACACACUAUUCAAUGCUUAUGGUCCGAUUGUUUUAGUUCGCUGUUUUGUUCCGUGAAUAUAUGAGGCAGUGGCCUUUUUCCCCAAAUGGUGUUUUUAUACGUCUUAUAAUGCCCCUCGUACCGUUUACAAUAAUCCCCAAUAUGGAAUCGCCUGAGACGGUCGUAAAUGUUUUUGAAAUAGAUUUACAUGAGCCAUUAAGUUAAGCAA